Verruconis gallopava is the source of this 2791-nucleotide messenger RNA. RefSeq lists its product as uncharacterized. The transcript is spliced from 3 exons. Gene Ontology annotation, cellular component: fungal-type cell wall. Bases 553 to 1848 code for a protein of 431 amino acids. Gene Ontology annotation, biological process: carbohydrate metabolic process; fungal-type cell wall organization. NCBI's taxonomy places the organism in Eukaryota, Fungi, Ascomycota, Dothideomycetes, Venturiales, Sympoventuriaceae. The record is from RefSeq and is a predicted model, not a curated record. Gene Ontology annotation, molecular function: glycosyltransferase activity; hydrolase activity, hydrolyzing O-glycosyl compounds; chitin binding.
CUCCACCGAGUCCACCCCCAGCGAACGGUGCAGGGGGCGCCAACCCUUUCGCGCUUUUUCUCCAUCGCCUUUCCUGCUUUUGCUGGCCUGCUCCCCUCUUCCAACCAUCUGUCCUUCGUUGAGAACAGGUGAUCGCCUUGGCCCGUUAUCUCGCGGCGUCGUGCGUGCGAACAUUGCUUUCGUUUUGUUGUUACAUCACCCUAUCUAAUAUCUUUCUGCUUGCUUCGAUUCACUCGCUUCUCGGGCACGCUUUGGCUUCGCUACCGCGCUUGACAUCUCCGUCUGCUUGCCCCUUGGCAAUCCCUCGACCAGUCGUUUCCUUGGGAUACCAAACGGAGAUUGCUGUUGCGUCGUCCAUAUUUUUCUCGCUCGUUACUGCCUAGAUUCCGGAUCGCCGCGACACAAGCCGCAAGGCUGAAUCAGAAGAGAAAGAGCAAAGAACCAGAUCCAACUCUCUGGUUCGACAGUUCGCGUUCAUAAGCUCAUCUGGUACGACGGGCUGUUGCAGUUUGGCAAGACCUGCAUCGUCACCACCAUCACAAUCGUCGCAAAAUGACCCGUUUUCUCUCGACUGUGGUAACGGCGCUCUGUGCCACGACCGUACUUGCGUCCAUUCCAACUUGUGGCGAGGGCAACAAGUGUCCUCAGGACUCACCAUGCUGUUCAGCAUACGGACAGUGUGGUGUCGGCGCUUAUUGCUUGGGUGGCUGUGACCCAAGGUACUCUUUCGACCUCAACUCAUGCGUGCCCAACCCACAAUGCCAGUCAGAGGACUACAAGCUGAAUUCUCUUGAUGACGUUGCGGACAUUUCACAAUACCUUGGCGACGCGACCAAGGCCAAUUGGGUCUCGAGUGGAAAGCCCGUGGUGUACAACAAGAAUUCUAUUCUCCUUACCAUGGCUCCAGACACUGUGGGUACGCUUUUGGCUAGCACACACUACGUCUGGUAUGGCAAGAUCUCGGCUACUUUGACGACGAGUCAAGGCGCAGGUGUCGUUACGGCUUUCAUCCUUAUGAGUGAUGCCAAGGACGAGAUCGAUUUCGAGUUCGUCGGCGUGGACACGCAGCACGUGCAAUCGAAUUACUACUUCCAGGGUAUCACAAACUAUGACAACGAAUUGAACCUGACUGCCUCAAACACCGAGUCGACUACGCACACGUACACUAUUGACUGGUCACCGGACCAAUUGAACUGGCUGGUCGACGGCAAGGUCUUGCGCACAAAGAAUCGGUCGGAGACAUGGAAUGCAACCGCGAACGCUUAUGCCUACCCGCAAACACCAGCCAGAAUCAUGCUCUCACUUUGGCCAGCAGGUUUGCCCACCAACGCACAGGGCACCAUUGACUGGGCCGGUGGCUUGAUCGACUGGAACUCACCGUAUAUGCAGAAUGGCUACUACUAUGCCAUGGUGAGUGACGUCAACGUGGAGUGCUACAAUCCUCCGGCUGGCGCUCAAGGCAGUGGAAAGGCCACCUAUGUUUACACCAACGUGGAGGCUACGAAUAACACCAUUGAGCUGUCGGACAAGUCAGUUGUGCUGAAGUCGCUGUAUGCGUCGGGCGACAAUCCCAAUUACAAUCCAAGUGGCUCUGCGGCGGCAAGCUCCACACCCGAGAGCAUUCCUGGCGUGUCUGGCGCAGGUGCAAAGAAUGACGGCUCAUCAGGUAGUGCAUCGAGCUCCGGCACGGCAUCUAGCUCGGGCGCAGCGCAAAGUGGGUCGAGCUCAGGCUUCACCCAGGGCUCUGGAAGCACGGGCUCAAGCGGCGGCACGAAGAUUCAUCCAGAGAGAUUGGGCGGCAGCGUGCUCGCAAUUUUGGUUGCUGUCGGCGUCAUGCUCUGCUGGUAAGCGGCAGCAGCAUACGCUCGUUCCCAAAAUCUUCUUUUUGCAUCUCUCUGGAUCACAUUUUCGGCGCAUAGGAUUCCAUCGCAUUGUACAGACAUUGUGCCCUUUUUCAUUUUUUGGAUAUUUGCAUCUGAUGGGGAUGGCUCUGUUGUAGCAAAACUCUAUCGCCGGGCUCAGCGUCAUCGGGACCAGCGAGGUCAAAAAUGCGUUCAGUCAUGUUCCUGUAAUGGGUUGGACGACGAAGAUUGGAGGAAAUUCUAUUUCUGGACGCUCCUUCUGCAGAUAAUUCUUGGCCCUCGUCUGUAAGAUAAAGCUUAAUAGUCCAAAUCGCAAGUCGCUCCUUCUCUACCGAUGAAGACACAGCCCCUGCACAUCGCUGAGACUACGGAGUGAUGAAGCUCAAUUCUGCACGUCCCGUCUAUCCUUCAGCCAUCUCCGAAGGCAACUAUCGGAGGAGAAGAAUCCAUAUUCUCUAGAUUCAAUCACGGGCUUGCGUUGCUGUUGCUGGUCAAGGUCGAUAGGACCUGACCAUUUUGUACACGUACGGAUAUCUCCCAUCCCUCCUCUAACAGUGAACUGUGACAGGUCUAUAAAACGCAUCGCGAAUUGGACGGUUUCGCUCAUUUUCCACCAAAUACAGCGACGACAUAUAUAUACAGCUUCUAGCACAGUAAAGAGACGAAACUAGGUCAUGUCUCUUCGGGCUGCUUGAUACUCUAGUGACAUCAGAGAGUAGCGAAAAUUCAGCUCUAGGCUUGCUCAACCUAUCUUAGCUGGCAUUAUCUGUUUUCCGCUCAUUCGAUCGACGAAGAAAUUAUCCAGUGUUCAGCGUAGCAAUACUUGGCCUAUUGGAUAUGCUGAAGUACCAGCACGCCAGUGUUCAACGCAUCGAGUUUGCUCAAUAACAAGGAAAAAUUCCACGUUUCGAUCUCUUAGAAAGGAUGGC